AUGACCUUCACGCAGGGUCCCAGCGGUUUGACCUUCUACUCAGCUGCGAACCGAUCCCAUCAGUAUGAAACUCCCACCAAGGUGUCGUGUUCGUACUGUCAGACACCUAUUAUGGACGAAGGUCGCAAUAUGUGUCUGAUCUUCCCCUCCUCUAUUGAGUAUGGGGAGGACUACGAGAAGUGGAGGAAUGCAUUUGAAGUCGACUUCUGUCGUCCCUCCCACGAAUACCAACGUUUCGGUCUCCCUUAUGAGUCCUCGGGAGGCACCAGCAGUCCUCGCAAGGCCUCACGUCCAGGUGCAGUGUCGCCGCUGAUCCACCUCAAAGGUAUCCGCGAGACGAGUUACGGGAUUGCCCUGAUCGCCCUGCAGUACCAGGGACAGGAAACCGCGGUUACGACGAUAGCGACUAUUUGCGCCUUCGUGGGCCUGGGAGACGGGUUCGUGGUGUGGAAGUACGGCGGCGAGCAGUUGAAGAUGAAAGCGCUGGGACACUGGGUGGCGUUUUUUGGGUUUGGGGGUUGGGCUUUGUGGAGGACUUUUUGA
Aspergillus tanneri is the source of this 543-nucleotide messenger RNA. RefSeq names its product DUF4267 domain-containing protein. Bases 1 to 543 code for a protein of 180 amino acids. The transcript has 2 exons. The record is from RefSeq and is a predicted model, not a curated record. Lineage: Eukaryota; Fungi; Ascomycota; Eurotiomycetes; Eurotiales; Aspergillaceae.